CGCGCCUCGGCUCCCGGGCGCCUCGCUUUCUCCUGGGCUCCGGAUGCGCCCUGCCCGGCGGGGACCCGCGGGAGCCAUGCCGGUGGAUGUGGUUUUAGUUUCGUGGUUCUGUGUGUGCACCGCCAGGACAGUGUUGGGCUUUGGGACGGAUCCUGACCUUCAGAUGGACAUUAUCACUGAGCUUGACCUGGUCAACACCACUCUCGGAGUCACCCAGGUGGCUGGGCUACAUAACACCAGCAAAGCAUUUUUGUUUCAAGCCUCCCGUUCCUGUCCCCCUGACCCUUCCCCCCCUAAUGUCUGGCCCUCCAGUUGCCUGUCAGCUAUGCCUGCCACUCAGGAUGUUCCAGAUAUGGAGAGAGAGAUUCAUGCAGCCCCCCAUGUGAGUGAGAAGUUAAUCCAGUUGUUCCGGAAUAAGAGUGAAUUCACCUUUCUGGCCACUGUACAGCAGAAGCCGUCGACUUCGGGUGUCAUACUCUCCAUCCGGGAACUGGAACAUAGCUACUUUGAGCUAGAGAGCAGCGGCCUGAGGGACGAGAUUCGCUACCACUACAGCCAUGGCGGGAAGCCCAGGACGGAGGCCCUUCCCUAUCGAAUGGCAGAUGGGCAGUGGCACAGGGUCGCGCUGUCCGUUAGUGCCUCCCAGCUCCUGCUUCACGUCGACUGCAACCGGAUUUAUGAGCGCGUGAUCGACCCUCCGGAGACCAACCUUCCUCCAGGAAGCAGUUUAUGGCUUGGUCAGCGAAACCAAAAGCAUGGCUUAUUCAAAGGCAUCAUCCAAGAUGGGAAAAUUAUCUUCAUGCCAAAUGGUUACAUAACGCAGUGCCCCAACCUAAAUCGCACCUGUCCAACCUGCAGCGACUUCUUAAGCCUGGUCCAAGGAAUAAUGGAUUUACAGGAGCUUUUGGCCAAGAUGACGGCAAAGCUAAAUUAUGCAGAGACAAGACUGAGUCAGUUGGAAAACUGCCACUGUGAGAAGACCUGCCAAGUGAGUGGCCUGCUCUAUCGGGACCAAGACUCCUGGGUGGAUGGCGACCAGUGCAGGAACUGCACAUGCAGAAGUGGCUCCGUGGAGUGCCGAAGGAUGUCCUGUCCCCCGCUCAGCUGUCCCGCAGACGCCCUGCCUGUGCACAUCGCGGGCCAGUGUUGUAAGGUCUGCCGACCAAAAUGCAUCUAUGGAGGAAAAGUUCUUGCAGAAGGCCAGCGGAUUUUAACCAAGAGCUGCCGGGAGUGCCGAGGUGGAGUUCUGGUAAAAAUUACAGAUGCGUGUCCUCCUUUGAACUGCUCUGACAAGGACCACAUCCUCCCGGAGAAUCAGUGUUGCAGUGUGUGCCGAGGUCAUAACUUCUGUGCAGAAGCACCGAAAUGUGGAGAAAACUCAGAGUGCAAAAACUGGAAUACAAAAGCUACUUGCGAGUGCAAGAAUGGCUACAUCUCUGUGCAGGGAGACUCCGCCUACUGUGAAGAUAUUGAUGAAUGUGCUGCUAAGAUGCAUUACUGUCAUGCCAAUACCGCGUGUGUCAACCUGCCAGGGUCAUACCGCUGUGACUGUGCCCCAGGAUACAUCCGCGUGGAUGACUUUUCUUGUACAGAGCAUGAUGACUGCGGCAGCGGGCAGCAUAACUGUGACAAGAACGCCAUCUGCACCAACACUGUGCAGGGACACAGCUGCACCUGCCAGCCCGGCUACGUAGGGAACGGGACCAUCUGCCGAGCAUUCUGUGAAGCGGGCUGCAGGUAUGGUGGGACGUGCGUGGCCCCUAACCACUGUGUGUGUCCCUCUGGGUUCACAGGAAGCCACUGCGAGAAAGAUAUUGACGAGUGUGCAGAGGGAGUCAUUGAGUGCCACAACCAUUCCCGCUGUGUUAACCUGCCUGGGUGGUACCACUGUGAGUGCAGAAGCGGUUUCCAUGACGAUGGGACCUACUCUCUGUCCGGGGAGUCCUGUGUUGACAUCGAUGAGUGUGCCUUAAGGACUCAUACCUGUUGGGAUGAUUCUGCCUGCGUCAACUUGCCAGGGGGUUUUGACUGUCUCUGCCCUUCCGGGCCCUCCUGCUCAGGUGACUGCCCCCACGAAGGAGGACUGAAGCGCAACGGGCAGGUGUGGAUCCUGAAAGAAGACAGGUGCUCUGUCUGUUCCUGCAAGGAUGGGAAGAUUUUCUGCCGACGGACAGCUUGCGAUUGCCAGAAUCCAAAUGUUGACCUUUUCUGCUGCCCAGAGUGUGACACCAGGGUCACAAGCCAGUGCUCAGAUCAAAGUGGACACAAGCUGUAUCGAAGUGGAGACAACUGGAUCCAUUCCUGCCAGCAGUGCAGGUGCCUGGAAGGAGAGGUAGAUUGCUGGCCUCUAGCUUGUCCCCAUUUGAACUGUGAAUACACAGCCAUCUUCGAAGGAGAGUGCUGUCCACGCUGUGUCAGUGACCCCUGCCUGGCCGAUAAUAUUGCUGAAGACAUCAGGAAAACUUGCCUGGACAGCUCUGGUAUUUUGAGGCUCAGCGGUGCAGUGUGGACAAUGGCUGGCUCCCCUUGUACAACCUGUAAAUGCAAGAAUGGGAGAGUCUGCUGCUCAGUGGACUUGGAAUGUCUUCAGAAUAACUGAAUUAUGUAAGAUGGACUCAUCGCAGGAGAGACAUGGACAGAAUGACCAUGAAACAUGAGAAGGAAUAGGAGCUGAUAAUUUUUUUUAACCACAGUCAAUUACCAAAGUCUCCAUCUGAGGAGGGUGUUUGGGGUUGCCUUUCGGAUAAACCACUUUGCUCAUUCCUGCUGACCUAGUCUAGGUGACCUGCAGUGCCGUGCAUUUAAGUCUCUGGUGUUAAGUGUUUUGUGCUGUAAAUCACAUUUCCCUUCUCAGAUCAUUUGCAAAUACAUUUAAAUAACCAUGAUAAAUGUUAAUGUAUUUUUGGUUUAUUUUGUGUACUAACAUAAUAGAGACUUGACACCAUUUAUUUAUUUAUUUUUCUUGAUAUUUGGAUCAAAUUCUAAAAAAUAAAGUUGCCUGUUGUGA
Jaculus jaculus (lesser Egyptian jerboa) is the source of this 3007-nucleotide messenger RNA. It is a transcript of the gene Nell1, whose product is annotated as neural EGFL like 1. The transcript is spliced from 21 exons. The record is from RefSeq and is a predicted model, not a curated record. The coding region runs from base 44 to 2599 and encodes 851 amino acids. NCBI's taxonomy places the organism in Eukaryota, Metazoa, Chordata, Mammalia, Rodentia, Dipodidae. Gene Ontology annotation, molecular function: calcium ion binding; protein binding.